This is a messenger RNA of Pyricularia oryzae 70-15, 1224 nucleotides long. RefSeq lists its product as uncharacterized. The transcript has 2 exons. NCBI's taxonomy places the organism in Eukaryota, Fungi, Ascomycota, Sordariomycetes, Magnaporthales, Pyriculariaceae. The record is from RefSeq and is a predicted model, not a curated record. The coding region runs from base 1 to 1224 and encodes 407 amino acids.
AUGCGUCCUUCGACCUCUACAAACGUCGCCCUGGCAACACUGCUGGCAGUGCUGGGUGUCGACGCUCACAUGAUCAUGAACACGCCUGUCCCAUACAACCUAAACGGCCAGGCGCCACUGCUUCAAACGUCGCCUCUGGGUCCCGACUUUGCCUUUCCGGGCCAGGGACUGUCGCGAGUCGUCGAGAUGAACAAGUACGCCGCCGGUGGCGCCCCGAUCGAGGUGCAAUUCACCGGUUCCGCCAUGCACAAGGGCGGCUCGUGCCAGUUCUCCGUGGCCCCCGGAACCACGCCGCCGAGCGACCCCAAGGCCUGGAAGGUCAUCACCUCCAUCAUCGGCGGCUGCCCCGGCGAGACGGACGGCGAGGGUAACCUUCAGACCAUCGGGCAAGACCCAGAGGGUCGGCCGACCGCCCAGCAGUGCACAUCCUUUGAGGAGAAGGAGUGCCUCAAGACCUUCAAGAUCCCGGUGCCCAAGGAGCUCGCGAGCGGCAGCUACACGUUCGCGUGGACCUGGUUCAACACGGUCGGCAACCGCGAGAUGUACAUGAACAUGGCCCCCAUCGAGGUCUCGGGCGGCGCCAGCGAGGCGGCUGGCCAGAGCUACCUCAACAGCCUGCCGUCCAUCUUUGUCGCCAACAUCAAGGGCAACCCCGUCAGCACCUGCACCACCUCGCCGGGCGUCCUGGGCUUUCCCGAGCCUGGAAGCGUCGGCAUGGUCCUCCAGCCUCCCACGGCGGGCUCAUCUGGUAGCUGCCCGGCGCCUGCUGCGGCACCCAGCUUCGAGCAGGACAUCCGCGCGAUGCAGGACGGCGGUGCCGCGCCGGCCCCGCCCUCCGGAGGGAGCGACAACGGCAACGAUGGCGGCGAGAAGGGCGACUAUGGUGGCAACGAGGAGACAGCAAGCACUGCUCCUCCUGCCACCACCGAUGUGCCCAGCGGUGUCUACAUCAACCCUACCACCCCCACCACCCUCGCCACUGUCGUCAAGGACCCCGAGACGGCUGCUCCCCCCGCCGCGACGCCCGUGCCGGCACCCAACGCAGGCUACGGUGGUGGUCUCCAGGGCACCAAGGUCGCCUGCGCGACGGACGGCGAGCUCAUCUGCAUCGGCGCGCAGCAGUUUGGCAUCUGCAACUUUGGCUACGCGCUGCCGCAGGAUCUGGCGGCGGGCACCGCCUGUGCUAACGGCCAGAUCGCCAAGCGCUCGGCAAUGGAUUCUUGA